Messenger RNA from Megalops cyprinoides (Indo-Pacific tarpon), 4000 nucleotides. RefSeq names its product VPS10 domain-containing receptor SorCS1-like. Gene Ontology annotation, biological process: post-Golgi vesicle-mediated transport. The transcript has 27 exons. Gene Ontology annotation, cellular component: Golgi apparatus; membrane. Lineage: Eukaryota; Metazoa; Chordata; Actinopteri; Elopiformes; Megalopidae. The coding region runs from base 29 to 3697 and encodes 1222 amino acids. The record is from RefSeq and is a predicted model, not a curated record. Gene Ontology annotation, molecular function: protein binding.
UCCGCGAGAAGUAUUUCGGGCUCCUAAAAUGGAUACGGAGGAAUCUGCAACAGGAUCUGAAGAGGAACUUAUCAGACAUGGAGUCGGGGCAGCUGGAAGUCUUCCCGAAACUGACGGAACUCACGACCUCGACUGUGCGUCGCAGUCUAUCGACUGCAUUUCAGACCAAGAGAUUACAAAUAAUUUAGCCCCGAAACCGAAGUUUAACGCGCUCCACGCGAAGAAAUCAUUUAGACAGACCAGCUCAAGAAAAGUGGCGAUGAGCGGAGAGAAAGUUUCCGAUAUCGAAAUGAAUGGUCAGAAACAAGGUGGCUUGGACGCGAUGACAGUUGCUACACCUGUCAUCGGCACUGAAACGAAUCCUAAUCGCGACCCUGGCAAACCGGAGAAGGGAUCUGGAAAGGAAAAUAAGCAAGUGAUAGCAUCCACUACAAUUAAAAAACGGGGUUCGUGGACCCGGGGAAACCGGCGAGAGCGCAGCGCCUCGUUGGCUGGACACAGAUGGACCCGGUCAGCAUUCAGGGGGAACAGCGAGGAAAGGCGCACGGCCAAUUCGAGACAGGACGAGCCGAAACUGACCAGCUCCACCUUCGCGCUGACGGGAGACUCGGCUCACAACCAAGCCAUGGUGCACUGGUCUGGGCAAAACAGCAGUGUGAUCCUCAUGCUGACGAAGCAUUUUGACUUCAACCUUGGCAGCGUCACGGAGAGUUCUCUGUGGAGGUCAACGGACUACGGAACCACUUAUGAGAAACUUAAUGAGAAAGUGGGAGCGAAAACUAUUCUGAGCUACUUGUAUGUCAGUCCAAAUAACAAAAGAAAGAUCAUGCUGCUGACUGACCCCGAGGUUGAGAACAGCCUCCUGAUCAGCUUGGAUGAGGGUGCCACCUACCAGAAGUACCGCCUGCAUUUCUACAUCCUCAGCUUGCUGUUCCACCCCCAGCAGGAGGACUGGAUUCUGGCAUACAGCCACGACCAAAAGCUUUACAGUUCUGUGGAGUUUGGAAGAAAAUGGCAGCUUGUUCAUGAGAAGGUCUCCCCUAAUCGCUUCUACUGGUCAAAAAUGGGAUUAGACAAUGAGCCUGGUUUAAUUCACCUGGAAACCAGGAUUUCUGAAGGGCAAUCUCAAUAUGUUACCUGCAGACUUCAGAACUGCACAGAUGCUAACAAAGGCAAGCCAUUUCCAGGCUAUAUUGACCCCAAUUCCCUGGUGGUGCAGGAUGAGUAUGCAUUUGUACAGGUAUCAACGGGGGGCCGGCCAGUGUACUAUGUGUCCUACAAAAGGGAUGCCUUCACCCCAAUGAGACUGCCGAAGUAUUCUUUUCCAAAGGACCUGCAUGUAAUCAGCACAGACGAAAACCGUGUGGUGGCUGCAGUGCAGGAAUGGAAUCAGAAUGACACCUACAACCUGUACGUGUCAGACACUCGAGGGGUCCUUUUCACUCUGGCUCUGGAGAAUGUCAUGAGCAGCAUGGGGCCCGAGGGCAACGUCAUGAUUGAUCUCUAUGAGGUAGCAGGGAUAAAAGGAAUGUUCUUGGCAAACAAAAAGCUUGAUAACCAAGUGAAGACCUACAUCACCUACAGCAAGGGCCGAGACUGGCACUUACUGCAAGCCCCUGCCACAGACCUGAGAGGCAACAGCAUAAAUUGCAUGCUGCCGUACUGCUCAUUGCACCUACACCUUCAUGUGUCUGACAAUCCGUACACUUCCGGAAACAUAGCCAGCAAAGACUCCGCCCCCGGCAUCAUCGUGGCCUCGGGUUCCAUUGGAUCUGAACUGACCACCACUAACGUUAGCGUGUUCAUAACGUCAGAUGCUGGGAACACCUGGAGUCAGAUAUUUGAUGAGGAGUACAGCGUGCUGUAUCUAGACCAAGGAGGAGCACUUGUAGCAAUUCGGCACACCCCACUGCCCAUCAGACAUCUCUGGCUCAGUUUUGAUGAAGGCAGGCGCUGGAACAAGUACAGCUUCACCUCCUCUCCCCUUUUCGUGGAUGGCGUCCUGGGAGAACCUGGGGAGGAGACGCUCAUAAUGACAAUAUUUGGUCAUGUCAGCCACCGGUCUGAGUGGCAGCUUGUCAAAAUUGACUUCAGGUCCAUCUUUAACAGGAGAUGCAAAGAGGGAGACUAUCAGACAUGGCACCUGCACAACCAAGGGGAGCCGUGCAUCAUGGGAGUGAAAAGAAUUUACCGGAAGCUGAAGCCCACUGCCAGAUGUGUGAUGGGAAAGGAUUAUUCUGUCACUAUGACCUCUGAACCCUGCGACUGCACAGAGGCUGACUUUGAAUGUGACUACGGGUACGAGAGGCGGAGCGGGGGUAAGUGCAGUCCCGCCUUUUGGUUUUCUCCUUCCUCCAUGGCGAGAGGCUGCACCACUGGAAACAGUUUCCUCAACAGCACAGGGUACCGGAAGGUUGUGUCCAAUAACUGCACUGAUGGGGUGCUUGAGCAGUACACAGCUCGGAAGCAGAGGUGUCCAACUCAGGCUCCCCGAGGCGUCCGGCUGGUCACCAGCGAGGGAAAGCUCACAGCCACACGGGGCACCAAUGUCACUUUCCUCGUCUUUCUAGAAGAGGGCGACGGAUCCAGAACCAGCAUCAUGGUAGAUUUCGGAGACGGCAAUGCCAUAUCCUACUCCAACGUCAGCUCCAUAGAGGACGGCAUCAAGCACGUUUACAAAAGUGUGGGAAUUUACAAAGUGUCAGCCACUGGAGAAAACGCCCUGGGAUCUGACCGCGCAGUGCUCUACCUGCAUGUCACAUGUCCACUGGAACGUAUCCACCUUGCAGCGCCCCUUGUGGUCGCAAAGGGUAAAGCAGUCAAUCUCACCACCAUCCUCUGGCCCAGCCAUGUGGGAACAGCCACCUUCAUCUGGUGGUUUGGUAAUAACACUGAGCCACUAAUCACCUUAGAAGGAAGUGUCACCUUCAUAUUUCCGAAGGAAGGAGUGAACACCGUCACAGUUCAGGUGUCUGCUGGGAAUACCAUUCUGCAGGACAAGAAGACUGUCACUGUCCAUGAGUAUUUCAGGUCACAUCUCUUAGCGUUUUCGUCAAAUUUGGAUGAACACAACCCUGAUGUGGCGGAGUGGAGGCAGGACGUCAGCAGAGUGAUCAAAAGCUCCAUGGUUCAGGCCACGGGUGUCAGUGACAAGCAGCUCCUGGUGACGGUUCUCCCUGGCUUGCCUACAGCAGCUGAAAUGUUUAUUCUGCCUGACAAAGAGUUAACAAAGGGGGAGGAGGACAAAAGUACCGAACAUUUAGACCAGCUGUCUGAAGUUCUGCUUGGUGCCCUUAAUCAAAACCGGAUCGAGUUCACCCUCCGGCCAGGGGUGGAGAUCACAGUCUACGCUACACACUUAUCGGCUGCUCCGUUGGUGGACACGGGAGAAAGUCAAAGUGGCUCCGCUGUACUCAUGCUGCUCUCAGUAGUGUUUGUGGGUUUAACAGUUUUCAUCAUCUAUAAGUUCAAAAGGAAGAUCCCAGGCCUCAGUGUCUAUGCACAAAUGCAGAGUGAAAAAGAACAAGAAAUGAUCCGUCCAGUCAGUGCCAUGGAACCCGGCCGGAACCCACACAGGAAGCUGGCGACCUCUGUGGAACUGCUGGACACAGAGUUCCCCAAACAGGCUAUAGGAUACCUUCCAUCCCACAUAAACAUGCAGUUCUCAAAGGAAACGCUGUCAUGUGUUACUGUUUAAGGUCUGGAUGCCCCCCCCCCAAUCAAAAAAUCUCCACUUGUAAUUUGGACAUUGAAUCUACGGGCACCGAGGUUUUAAGCUUUACACAGUACCUGUGCACAUUGGACAUCACUGGAAAGAACUGUGCUCUGUGGAUAUCAGAAGACACUGUACAGGGUUUAUGUUGUCUUUUUUAACAUGUCUGUUCAGCAUCAGAUCUUUUGAUUACAUGCCUUCAUACAGGAUUCAUUACAUGGUUCUCUUUGGCAAGAACCUGUGUUUAGUUUACUGACAUGGCUUAUACACCUGCUUGUUUCAUGUUAA